GCGGGCACCGCGUUCCUAGCAGCCCGCGACAUGGCGCACGGUCGGCGCUCCUCCCUCGACUUCUCGUACGGCGGUCGCCCGCGGGAGACGGCGGCGCGGACCUUCUACCCGGGCCUCCCCCUCGGCCGCGGCGACGGAGCGGGCGCCACGGCCGCCGCCCUGGGCGCGGACUCUUUGGGCGCGAACGGCGCGGCGGACGAGAAGGCGGAGAUGCAGGGUCUGAACGAACGCUUGGCGGAAUACAUCGGCAAGGUGCAUUACCUGGAGGGCGUGAACCACGAGCUCGAGGUGAAGAUCAAGGAGCUGCUGAAGAGUGGCCAUGACAAGACCCAGGCCAGCGGCAGCAGGCUCGCUGCGGCUGAGGAGCUUUGUGCCAAGAUCAAGAGCCAGACCGUGGACAAUGCGCGCGCCGGCGUGAAGAUAGAAAAUGCGCGCCUGGCAGCCGACGACUUCCACUACAAGCUCGAGACGGAGCGCAGCGCUCGCAGCUGCGUGGAGGAGGACAUCGCCAGGCUCCACGCGCUGCUGGAGGAGUAUGGCGCGGCGGGCGCGGGCGCCAAGGCGGAGAUCGAGGCACUCUCCGAGGAGCUGCACUACAUCAGGAAGACUCACCAGCAGGACAUGGCCACCCUCGGUGCCCGUCUGGAAGCGUCCUCUGUGUCCGUGGAGGUGGCCAGCGCCAAGGGGUCGGACCUGAGCGAGAUCCUGGCCGGACUGCGGCGGCAGUACGAGGCGAUGAUCGUCAAGACCCACGAGGAGAUGGAGUUCGCCUACAAACAGAAGAUGGACACGGUGAACGUGACGGUUUUUGAAAAGAAGCAGGCCUCGCAGCUCGUCAAGGACGAGAUCUCGGACAUGAAGCACUCCAGCCAGAGUCUCCAGAAGGAGCUGGACACGCUGUGGGGCCUGAUCCGGUGUCUAGAUGAGCAGCUGAGAAGCGCCGAGGCGUUGAACGCCGAUAGCCUCUCGGGCUACAGCGGCGCCAUCAGCACCCUCGAGUCUGAGCUCGCGAAGCAGCGAGCGGACAUCCACCGGCAGAUGCACGAAUACUCGCUGCUGCUGAACGAGAAGAUGAAGCUGGAGCAAGAGAUCUCCACCUACAGGGCCUUGCUGGAGAGCGGACACAGGCGGCUUGACGAUACCUCCACUGCUGCUGUUGUUGCUGCUGCUGCGUCUUCCGGCACGGAUGAUGGAGACGGCGUGGGGACUGCCGCUGCUGCUCCUGCUCGGGGUAGAGACGAGGACAUCGGCAGAGGGGAGAAAAAGAGAAGCGCAGUGAUCGUCGUCACCCAGCACGUGACGGACGGGCGGGUGACGGAGGAGAGCGAGGAGCGCUGCGAGCACUGAGCCACGAGGCGUCGUGCCGCCGCUCACACCCGCACACACCACGAGCGGUAGUCGUAGCGAGGCUUUCGCGACCAAUGUCAUCCAUGAGGUUGUUGUUUGGGGUGGGGGGGGUUAGAUCGCGUAAAUAUAUAAAUGUGUCGUUAAACCCGCCACCACCCGACACAGCCAACUAGUAAGGGCUGUCACGUCAACAGAACGUGGCCAAUUCGUCACUAGUACAGCACUAACCGGUGGGUUGGAGAGCCAAGCCACAACAUUUACAAUAUAAUUACGUUUCGCCAGUAAUUACAACCGGCAUCAUCAGGCGGCAGCCAGAUUUGUGUUGGCUGUGUCGGGUGGUGGCGGGUUUAACGACACAUUUAUAUUUACGCGAUAUAGCCCCAAAAAAACUGUAUUAUGGACUCGACAAUAGACUUGCAUCCACACACAAGGUCCACGUUGCCUGUACACAUGCCCUUAUACACGUGACUGAUCCCGCAAUGCAUUGCCGCGUGUUUGCGAGCGCUUGGCGAGAGCUCGAACAAGCAGGCGACGUUAUGGACACACGAGACGAGGCUCGCGUCAACAACCCCAGUGAUCAGAAGUGGCGGUGUCUCAUCGCCAUCCUCGUGACCCGUCCCGCAUCAUCCCUCACGGUCCACCUCGCUCCUGCACGCGAGCUCAACUUGCUUUCUCCAUCUCUCUCCCGGUGGUCGUCCUCCUGGGCACAUUCUCUCUCUAGGCUGCCAAAACACUCGACAGACUCCAUCCUUCAUCUCAGCCGUCAUCGUCUCUUCGAGCGAUGUGUCCGAGUCACACUCCGCUCAACCAUCGCUCUUCUUUCUCGAGUUUGACGUUCCCUCGUCCACGCGUUCCUCGUUCCUCCCCUCCUCCACGUGUUCAUUCUCUAGUCCACGCGUUCCUCGUUCCGUCUCUCCGCGCUUCUGGUCACUUUUAAAAUGUUGCUCAACUUUACAUCGCUCAUCUGAGCUGUCUCUCGUGAUGUCAUAAUUGACAACAAAUGUGUUUAUCAAUGGUGGCUUUCGUACUUUGUGUGGUUCAUCAAGUCUUGUACUUUAUACAUGUGGAUUCCAUCCAGCAUUGAAGGGAACAGUUAAUUAAGCAUUCAAGGAGGCGA
Messenger RNA from Lethenteron reissneri (Far Eastern brook lamprey), 2464 nucleotides. RefSeq names its product keratin, type 1 cytoskeletal 11-like. Gene Ontology annotation, molecular function: structural molecule activity. Lineage: Eukaryota; Metazoa; Chordata; Hyperoartia; Petromyzontiformes; Petromyzontidae. Gene Ontology annotation, cellular component: cytoskeleton. The record is from RefSeq and is a predicted model, not a curated record.